Messenger RNA from Zerene cesonia (dogface butterfly), 1046 nucleotides. RefSeq lists its product as uncharacterized. Gene Ontology annotation, molecular function: protein binding. The record is from RefSeq and is a predicted model, not a curated record. The transcript has a single exon. Bases 3 to 1034 code for a protein of 343 amino acids. Lineage: Eukaryota; Metazoa; Arthropoda; Insecta; Lepidoptera; Pieridae.
AGAUGAAGCUGAAAAUAUUUACCGCGUUUUUGCUACUCGGUCUGGCGGGCGCCGUCCCCCCCGGCAGGAACCCUCGUGAUGUUACGAUUAUCACGAAGAAAUACUUCUCAGAAUCGUUCGUCAAGUAUACAGCCCAACAUGACAUAGUCAACCUAUUGGUCCCGCUAAACGGUUUAAAUUUUGACGAUUUAAGUUCCGCCAUAGAAGAGUCCAUGAAAACGCACACUACCUCAGAAGAUAUACGUAAAGUAACCGUAUUCUUUGCUGAAGCUGACAUCGAUGCAAGCGGAAAGCGAACGUACAAAGGCCUAUACGCAUUGAAAGAUGGCAAAGCGCGGAGGAUUCUUGAAAACGGAAGAGACGCCUCCGCUUCAGUUGAUGAUAAUAAAGUAGUAUUCCUAGCUGCAAGUGACGGUGUGUAUGUUUUCGAUGGUGAAGACCGAUCUGUUCAAAAGUACGGAUCCAUUACUGACAGUAUCAUAGGUAUCGCUAAAGAGAGUGAAGGUGAAUUAUUAUAUAUCUUAACUGAAGACAACUCUGUAUACAAAGUCACUGACAAUGGAAACAAAAAGGAAAAACUUGAGGACGUCAACGACGCUCAGCAAAUCAAACUAGACAAUGACGGCAAUCUGUUCUUCUACACGCCGGAUAAGAAAGUUCACGUGCGGACAUCUGAAGGUGUUAAAACGAUCGACAGCUUGCCUGAAAACCCUUCGGACAUCGUGCUUGUCAACUGUCCGGUUGUCCUUGAAGAAGGAUUGACGAUCCUGGUCGAUCGCGACCUGUAUAUUGUUUACAAAAAUGGAACCAGUAUAUUUUAUGGGCUUGAAUUCGCACCAGAUUUUAUGCCUACCGCUUUCGGUCCAGACGCGACACUUUUCCAAUAUUAUGCGUACGAUAAGAAAAUUUACGAGUUCAAUGUUAUUGAGCUGCUUAGUGAGGAGGAAUCGAAGAGGAAAAACAACGUGGGUGACAGCGCUGAUGGUUUAUUAAAAUUUGUAUCUGAGAAACAAAAGCAACGAAAUAAGGUAUAAGUUAGCUGAGAU